Clupea harengus (Atlantic herring) is the source of this 851-nucleotide messenger RNA. RefSeq names its product vascular cell adhesion protein 1-like. NCBI's taxonomy places the organism in Eukaryota, Metazoa, Chordata, Actinopteri, Clupeiformes, Clupeidae. The record is from RefSeq and is a predicted model, not a curated record.
AUGCUGCGCUCGUCUAAUGCUCCUCGGAACACCUUGGCAUCGGUCAAUUACACUUGUGGAGUGUCAGAGGGGACUUUGGUGACCCUGAGCUGCAGCACUGAUGCCAACCCAGCAGCGCACAAAUACAUCUGGUACAGACAGAGUGGCUCUGGAACACUUCACGUGGAUGUGGGAAGGACUACAAACUUCACCCUGGCUCCUGGUGACGGAGGAACUUAUUUCUGUGAGGCGCUGAAUGAAGUUGGCUCUCAGAACUCUACAACAGUGGAAAUUAGUUUGGCAGCAACAUCCGGGUGGAGCACAGGGCAGCUGUCAGCAGUGGUAAUUAUACCAGGCUUGGCUCUCAUUCUGGCAAGUGUGGUCUUUAUUUGCUGGUGGAGGAAGAAGGCAAGUCCAAGUAAAGACAGCAUGACUGAAGAAGAUGAUGGAAAGCAAAACACUGGCAUUGUUUACUGCAACGUCAUAGCAACAGCCUCUGAACCUGCCCUCUUCACGAUGUCCUCUGACCCCGAUGUUGCUGAUCAAGGUGACGUCCACUACGCCAGUGUUCAGUUCGCUCCCGCCAGCAGGCAAGAGGGGGCCCUGAGCAGCCCUACGGCGGAGCAGCCUCAGGUCAGAAUGCCGCAGGAGGAGACGGUGUACGCAGUGGUGAAGGUAUCUGGUCCCACAGCCACUACCAGUCAGUAGUGUUCAGUCACUGAACAGCCAUAACAGCUGACAGUAGUGCCGUCAGGAUGGCCAACACAAGGAGAAAUGAUGUAUGAUGUUAAUUUGCCAAUUAUUUUUGUAAUUCCCUAAUUAUUCCUGUAAUUACCUAAUUAGGUUUCGGUCCCCAUACGUUUUUUUGGGGG